CGUGGUUUGAACAUGGUGAAAAUUGCUUUUGGCUUAAUUUUUGGUAGAUUUUUUUCAUCUUUUUCUUCUCCAAAAUGGCUGUCAGUCAGUGAAGCUUUGACCUCCAGUGAGGCAAUAAAUAAGAAUAUCAAAGUCCAAGGCUGGUUGCAAUCUGCUAGAAUUCAAAAGAGUUUAUUAUUUCUUGAUGUUAAUGAUGGAUCGUCUCUCAAGUCCUUGCAAGCUGUGAUGCCAAUCGAAUCUGAGUCUCCUGAGGUCAGUCUAGGUGCUUCAGUUCAAUUGGAAGGAUUAUUAGUGACGUCAUCUCACCCAAAGCAACCAGUCGAACUUGCUGUAUCUUCUAUAAAUGUACUUGGAUCAUGUGAUAAUCUUUUGUAUCCAUUUAAAGCUCGUAUCAAUCAUCCAGCUGAUUAUAUUAGACAGUUCCCUCACUUAAGAGCGCGUACAAAAAAGUUUUCGUCAGUUCUUAGGAUUCGUAAUGCAGCGAGCAUUGCUGUACAUGAAUACUUUCAGCGUAAAAAUUUUUUGCAAGUUCAUACUCCACUCUUGUCGUCCAGCGAUUGUGAGGGAGCUGGUGACCUUUUUAUAGUUAAACCCGAAGGAACAAAAGAUGCAUCAGAUUUUUUUGGUGUGCCAGUCUACUUGACAGUUUCUGGACAGCUGCACGCUGAAACAUUAGCGUGUGGUUUGUCAAAUGUUUAUACAUUUGGGCCGACUUUUCGUGCCGAGAAAUCUCACACGUCGCGUCACCUAUCAGAGUUUUAUAUGAUAGAGGCAGAGUUAGUUACAGGGACUCAUUCACCUGGAGAGUCACUGGACAUCAUCAUGCAAUGUUCAGAAGAUUUGUGCAAGUCAAUUAUUGAAAAAGUCCUAACUGAAAAAGAAGAGGAUUUGAGCUUUCUUCAUUCUAGUAAUAAGCAAACUGAUCUUAAGGAACAGCUGGAAAACAUGAUCAAAAAGGAAUUCAAAAGACUGACAUACAAAGAAGCAGUAGAAUUGCUUGAUUCUGCAAAAGAAAACUUCUCCUUUAGACCAAAAUUUGGAGAAAACUUAGGAACAGAGCACGAAAAGUACAUUGUGCAAGAAUUUGGAAACACUCCGGUCUUUAUAACUGAAUUCCCUGCCUCCAUUAAACCAUUUUAUACCAGAAAUGAUACAGAUACAAACACAGCAUACGCUAUGGACCUAUUGAUGCCAAAUAUAGGAGAAGUAGUUGGAGGAUCUGUAAGAGAAGAGAGAUUCGACAUUUUAGAAAACACUCUCAAAAAUUUAGGAAUGGAUGAAAAGUAUCAAUGGUAUCUUGAUUUAAGACGUUUUGGUACGGUCCCUCAUGGCGGCUUUGGACUAGGUUUUGAGAGAUUAUUACAAGUUAUAGUGGGAGCUGAACACAUCCGUGAUGUAAUACCCUACCCUCGCUUUGUAGGCUAUUGCCCAAUGUAGAAAUUCACUGAUAUUAAUGAUAAUAAUAAUAAUAAAAUCGUGUACGAGAAUGUAUAAUAAAAUAAUAGUAUUAUUAUUAUAAUAGGCACUAAUUGUUGCACUUUAUAG
Molecule: messenger RNA, 1545 nt
Organism: Amphimedon queenslandica
Lineage: Eukaryota; Metazoa; Porifera; Demospongiae; Haplosclerida; Niphatidae
Product: probable asparagine--tRNA ligase, mitochondrial
Exons: 14
Coding region: 13-1437 (474 amino acids)
Biological process (GO): asparaginyl-tRNA aminoacylation
Cellular component (GO): mitochondrion
Molecular function (GO): asparagine-tRNA ligase activity; ATP binding
Source: RefSeq, a predicted model, not a curated record